Messenger RNA from Ostrea edulis (European flat oyster), 1334 nucleotides. RefSeq lists its product as uncharacterized. Lineage: Eukaryota; Metazoa; Mollusca; Bivalvia; Ostreida; Ostreidae. Bases 117 to 1259 code for a protein of 380 amino acids. The record is from RefSeq and is a predicted model, not a curated record. The transcript is spliced from 3 exons.
GGCGACUUCACUUGGAACUAUUGUACACGGUUAACUGACGUCAUCUGUCUAAAUUUAACCCAAAUUUGCAUAAAAUCAACUGAACAACAAUAGUAAGCACGCGUGUUUAGUUCAAAAUGGCGCAGUAUAAGAUGCUUUGCGUUUACAUUUUUGAGAGUUUACUGGAUGACAGAGAAGACGAAUUUUCAUACGAAUAUAGUAACUUCUUACUUCAUACAGGAGCUUUUCUCCUCCACGGCACAAAAUCUGUGUCACCACGAGUAACCGGUUAUGUUGAAAAUGUUAUUCCUUUCUUUUCUACGGAUAAUUUUCGGUAUCAUUAUCGUAUAAGUAAAGAAAUGUUCGAGGAAAUACUUACCAAUAUCGGUGCCUACGUUACAUCCAACCACGGUGUGGGCAUUGAAGGGAUUCCUCCAUCUAAGCAACUCCUUGUAUUUAUGUGUUACAUGUCAAAUAAAGUGACAAUGCGUGAAAUUGGACAUUAUUUUGACAUAGGACAAUCCACAGUGCAUGUUGUGUUGAAAAGGGUGAACGGCACAUUCAUCGAAAACCUAUCAAAGAUCAUCCAAUGGCCAAAUUUUAUUGAGCAACAGGGAAUCGCACAGGACUUUCAGCUUCAGUCUGGGCUUCCAGACAUAAUUGGUGCCCUGGAUGGGACGCACAUCAGAUUAUCUUCUUGUAUUGGUGGAGAUAAUGACUAUAUUAACAGGAAGCAUUACCCAUCGAUACAACUCCAGGUGGUAGUAGAUGCUGAUUUAAUGUUAAGGGACAUAUACACAGGCUGGCCGGGAUCAACUCACGAUGCCCGCGUACUACGAAAUUCAAGUCUUUUUACCAAUGCUACUGGUGGACAGUACUUUGAUUUGAAUAGGUACAUAAUUGUAGACAGUGCAUAUCUGUUAAAGGCCUGGUUGAUCACUCCAUUCAAAGACAACGGUCAUUUAAACAUAAAUCAGAGGAGGUUUAAUCGAGUUUUGUCAUCUGCACGACAAGUAGUAGAGAGGGCUAUUGGUCAUCUAAAGCAACGGUUUCGGCGACUACAAGAAAUAACCAUACAUGACUCUGAUGAGAUUGUCAAGACAAUAGUAUCUGGUUGCAUACUGCACAAUCUUUGUAUCUUGCAUCAGGAUAGUGUGGAGGAUUUCUUAACAAAUGAUCUGAACAAUGGCAAUGGUCACCCUAAUAAUUAUCCAAACGUGUACCCUGAUGGAAGAGAUGGGCUGCAGAGGAGGCAACAACUUGUUCAGGGACUACCAUGACCAUUUGCCUUGAAAUUGCAAAAACAAUCAUCUGCUCAUGGAAAUCAUCAUUGUUUUAGUACAGAAAUAAAAAUU